Messenger RNA from Alternaria conjuncta, 363 nucleotides. RefSeq lists its product as uncharacterized. Lineage: Eukaryota; Fungi; Ascomycota; Dothideomycetes; Pleosporales; Pleosporaceae. Bases 1 to 363 code for a protein of 120 amino acids. The transcript has 2 exons. The record is from RefSeq and is a predicted model, not a curated record.
AUGGCCGACUCGGCAAACCACCCAAACGUUGCUUUUACCUCACAGGCGGAGUCAUCAACCUCAUCGUCACAAACACCCAACACACAGCCAGAGUCUGCAUCCUCAUCAUCAUCCGCACCGCCUCAGGCGUGCGCGCAAUGCGGGAAGUCUCCGGACACGCUCAAGCAGUGCAUCAAGUGCCACAGUGUAACGUACUGCAACAAAGACUGCCAGAAGGCGCACUACAAGGCGCACAAGAAAGCAUGUCCUAUGCUUGCGCAGGAGUACGUGAAACUGCAUGAGCCGAAGAUGGCAUCAAAAUCCAGUUCAAGUGCGCCAGGAGCAAGGGACAAGGGACUGCAGAAGUGGCAGUUUGAUACUUGA